UUUCUUCCCGUUAAGCUACUCCUUCUCUCUCACUCUCUAUCUCUCUGAGUCAGUCAUAGACUCAUAGCUGCGACCAACAUUCACAGUCUCAGUAUAUCUACAAAUCGCUUCUCUACACACACCUUGAUCCAAAACCCAAUUUUACUGAGAUUCUGCUCUUCGAUAACAGUUCCAGGCCCAGUAAUCUGGAAACUAUUUCCUCUUUCAGCAAAACCCUAGCUCGAAAAAUGGCGUCACGAUCUGCUCUGUUACUCUUCUGUUUUUUUGCUCUAGCCACAGAAGAGACUCUGGCCUCAGUAUUCUCCUCAAGGCUGAUCCAUCGCUUCUCCGACGAAGGCAGAGCGUCGAUUAAGACUCCGACAUCGUCGGAUUCGUUGCCGGAGAAGCGGAGCUUGGAGUAUUACCGGUUGCUCGCGAGUAGUGAUUUCAGAAGACAGAGGAUGAAUCUCGGUGCCAAGUUUCAGUCCCUUGUUCCAUCAGAAGGAAGCAAAACGAUUUCUACUGGAAAUUACUUUGGAUGGCUACACUACACGUGGAUCGACAUAGGGACUCCAAAAGUGUCGUUUCUUGUGGCUUUGGAUUCUGGAAGUGAUCUACUUUGGAUUCCUUGCAACUGUGUGCAGUGCGCACCUUUAACAUCCACUUACUAUAGCAGCCUGGUAUAUGCUUCCUCGUGUUUGGGAGCACAUGUUCUGCAGGCUACCAAAGACCUGAACGAGUAUGAUCCAUCGAGUUCAAGCACCAGCAAGGUGUUUUUGUGCAGCCAUAAGCUUUGUGAAUCAGCUCCAAGCUGUGAGACCCCGAGGGAGCAAUGCCCUUAUACUGUUAACUACGCUAGUGGCAACACCUCGAGCUCGGGAUUACUUGUUGAGGACAUCUUACAUCUUGCCUAUGAAACAAACAAUAGAUUGAUGAACGCUUCCUCCUCUGUCAAGGCUCGAGUUGUUAUAGGAUGUGGUAAGAAGCAAAGUGGUGAAUACUUGAAUGGUGUUGCUCCUGAUGGCUUGAUGGGUUUAGGACUUGGAGACAUCUCGGUUCCAAGUUUUCUUUCUAAAGCAGGACUCAUGCGAAACUCUUUCUCCAUGUGCUUUGACGAGGAAGAUUCAGGAAGAAUUUACUUCGGUGAUAUGGGACCGUCGAUGCAACAAUCAACACAAUUCAUUCCGCUUGACGACGAAUAUGUAGCCUACAUUGUGGGCGUGGAGGCAUGUUGUAUUGGCAAUUCGUGUCUGAAGCAGACAAGUUUCAGAACUUUGAUUGACAGUGGACAAUCAUUUACAUAUCUACCAGAAGAAACAUACAGAGAAGUUGCGCUUGAGAUUGACAGUCAUGUAAACGCUACGAUUAAGAGAGUCAAAGGUGGCCCAUGGGAUUAUUGCUAUGAGACUAGUGUUGAGCCAAAGGUACCAGCGAUCAAACUCAAGUUUUCGCACAACAACACAUUCGUGAUUCACAAACCUUUGUUUGAACUCGAACAAAGCCAGGGGACUGUCCAGUUUUGCUUGCCUAUCAGUUCUAGUGGACAAGAAGACAUAGGAAGCAUAGGACAGAACUACAUGAGAGGGUAUCGAAUGGUUUUCGAUAGAGAGAACAUGAAGCUAGGCUGGUCAGCCUCCAAAUGUCAAGAGGAUAAGAUAGCGCCGCCUCAGACUUCACCGGGAAGCACUUCAUCGCCAUAUCCGUUGCCAACAGAGGAGCAGCAAAGCAGAGGCCAUGCGGUUUCACCAGCAAUUGCAGGUAAAACUCCUUCCAAAACACCAUCAUCAUCAUCAUCAUCACCAUCAUGCAGCUUCUCUUCCAUGAGAUUAUUCAACUCUCUUCUUCUCCUCCUUCUUCUGCUACAUGGCCUUGUCGCUCAUUUAGUGUAGAGAUAAAACUCGUCUUAUUAAAAACAUAACUAUUUUGCGUUCGCGUAUAUAUAAGAGUUCAUUUUUAAAGUCUGUCCACAUCAAUUUGUUAUCUUUCUUCAUUCAUCU
Molecule: messenger RNA, 1976 nt
Organism: Thlaspi arvense
Lineage: Eukaryota; Viridiplantae; Streptophyta; Magnoliopsida; Brassicales; Brassicaceae
Source: the annotation of a GenBank genome assembly